Messenger RNA from Monascus purpureus, 435 nucleotides. Lineage: Eukaryota; Fungi; Ascomycota; Eurotiomycetes; Eurotiales; Aspergillaceae. The record is from the annotation of a GenBank genome assembly.
AUGGAUGCUAUAAACUUUCAUGACGACCUCGUCGCCCUGGAGAGGAAGAUCCUAUAUUCAAUACUCUUUGUUCGACAGUCAGAAGAGUUAUGCCGUGGGGACCUUUCUAGUACGGGUCCAGAAGCAAAAGUGACAAUAGGCAGGAAGGUUGCCCAAAGAGCACCGACAAACUCAGCAACCGAGCCAAAUUCUAUACGACAGGUUAAUGGAGUAUCACACCCUUCCAUUUGCGCCAGAGGCACGGUUAAAAGGUCAUACUACAUUCUCCUGGGAGCCGACGACCAAGGGAACUUUUUUUAUUCAGUGUCGCAAUCAAUGAAUAGUGACAAUCUCAGGUUGUCGGCCGCCGUGGAAAGUUUCAGGCAGGAGGUAUCCAGGGUGGAGGAGCAACGAAGGGCUUACCUGUCGCAAGUCCAUAUUGAGUUAGAGCAAUAG